ACCGCCUCGACGCACCUGCCUUACUUUGGACAUAACAACUGGAAUUCGCAAAGAGUCCCUUUUAGAGUCGAAACCAUCCAUCUGCCCGCUCGAGCGGAAGGUGCGGUGCAUUUCGGCGCUGUGAGGUGCGUCUGUACAUCGACAACAGCGCUCUGCGACAUACUACGGUAUCAGGCUACGAUACAAGCGACACGGGCGAAUAAGCCUCAAGCUGAAGGAUCAUCACACAAAAAGGCACAUGAUAAAAAUGAGAGAAAUUGCCUUGGCCUGGUGAACAACCGACUUAUAUUCGCGCAACCCCACCAAAGCCGACAAGGGACCGGAGGGGAAUGGAUGGGAUGGGCACGCAUGCAGAAGGUCGCAGCCAGCAGGAAGAAGAAGCAGGAGCAGAAGCGGGCAGACCACUUCCGGGGUAGAUACGGAUAA
Molecule: messenger RNA, 426 nt
Organism: Colletotrichum lupini
Lineage: Eukaryota; Fungi; Ascomycota; Sordariomycetes; Glomerellales; Glomerellaceae
Exons: 3
Source: RefSeq, a predicted model, not a curated record